Messenger RNA from Siniperca chuatsi (mandarin fish), 3195 nucleotides. It is a transcript of the gene ube2wb, whose product is annotated as ubiquitin conjugating enzyme E2 Wb. Bases 553 to 942 code for a protein of 129 amino acids. Lineage: Eukaryota; Metazoa; Chordata; Actinopteri; Centrarchiformes; Sinipercidae. The record is from RefSeq and is a predicted model, not a curated record. The transcript is spliced from 6 exons.
CAAUUGACAGCGAACGUAUAUUUAUAAUUUACCUGACCUUUAGCCUGGUCUUUCCUGGUAGUUUAUUAACCACUUCAUUUAGAUACAUGUAUAUGUUCGAAGUAGUGAUGACAUUAAAGUAAAAGCGAUGAGAUUUGUCUAAACUGUUCAGGGUUAGCGCUAGGUCUUUGCUAGCAAUACAACUAGCCCAUCAUCAUCAACAGCACCAAGUCGAGGCUAGCAUAGAAACCAGCUUCCUGGAUACAUAUAUUGAUGAGUGGCGAUGUAUUUAUUUCGCAGCAACACAUGGAUGAUAAUUCAAGGGAUGUGAUUUUAUCAGUUGAAAUUCAUUCUAAUAUUUUAAACGAGUGCUAACUGCUAUUUGGCUGCCGAUGACGUUAGCUAGCUUACGAGACAGUGCGCAGAUUGACUAGUUCCAGUUUCCUCUUGAGCUGAACAGGUGCAUCGCUUUCUUAAGAUAGCUGUGUCGAAUCGAAUCUGAAAACCCAUAAAACCUACUUCAAAAGGCUACAAAAGGAAUUAUUAGCCCUGCAAAAUGAUCCACCCCCCGGAAUGACGCUUAAUGAAAAAAGUGUACAGAACACCAUAACACAGUGGAUUGUAGACAUGGAGGGAGCACCUGGCACACUGUACGAAGGAGAGAAAUUUCAGCUGCUUUUCAAAUUUAGUAGUCGAUAUCCUUUUGAUUCACCUCAGGUAAUGUUCACAGGAGAGAAUAUACCUGUCCACCCUCAUGUGUAUAGUAACGGUCACAUCUGUCUAUCUAUACUAACGGAAGAUUGGUCGCCAGCCCUCUCAGUGCAAUCAGUUUGUCUUAGCAUUAUCAGCAUGUUGUCCAGCUGCAAAGAAAAGAGACGACCGCCUGAUAACUCCUUUUAUGUAAGAACGUGUAACAAAAAUCCAAAGAAGACAAAAUGGUGGUAUCAUGAUGAUACAUGCUAAUGUACAAACUUUGUAAUACUUGUAGAAGAAAGAAGUCCUACUGACCUACGUAAAGCACUUUUUAAUCAUUCAGUCUUUGAACUCUGACCUUUGACUGGAACAAUGGACACCAUGCGCUGGAGGCUCUUGACUGCAUUUCCCCCGUGGACAGUGGAUGCAUGUUUAGUCAGUUGUAAUAUAAAGAACGAAAAUAAUGGAGCGUUUAGAUGCACCCAAGAUGGAUCAUUUUUGGCAAAAAGGUAGUAAUGCAGCGAGUGAGCAAGCAAGGUGGAUUUGUAGUGAGAUAAUUAUAAUUCCUGUUUUAAGAUUAUUAUUGUUACUUUUUUGUUUGUGUGUGGGUGCAUUUUAAGGUCCUUGUGUUGUGCAAUAAUAACUGAUGGAUGCAUGCUUGGGCCUACAAAGAGAAAUCCAAAUCUAAUCAUUUUCUGGAAGGGAUCUGACCAUCAUAACCCCAAGAAAAUGCUUCAUCUGUUUAUUUGUUUUUUAAAAUUAUAUGCACUGUGAAAGUAUCUAGUUUUAAAAAGGCACUAUUAGUAUGUUAUUCCCAACUUGCAGUGGUACUGUAAUCAGUCCUCCACUUAUUUAUCAGGUUAAAGGGUUUUAGUUUGCAACACUGUAUAAAGAGUAAACCCUGUUUUCUUCUUCAUCUUCCAACUUGAGACCUGGCUGCAGUUCUUCCUGCUGUUAAACAGAAUGUCGGUACAGAUGGAAUAAAACAGAUAUGAUGAUAGAUGCGGAUGACCUCAAUGUACGUCUCAUAAAGUUGGGCUGAACUCGUGUAGUGUUCACUAGUCCAGCCUUGAAGAUGUGCAGCGACCACUCUUUCAUUAUAAGAAUGUCUGUAACAUGUGAGAACAUUGUCGCACGAUCCAUUUUUAUUUUUUUAAUGAUACUUUUAUUUAAUGCUUUAAUCUUCUACAAUGUUUGGAUUUUAAAUAUCUUAAGUUCUUUUUUUGUACUGUUUUCAACAAGCUGAUACUUUGAAAAGGGGUGUUGUUUUGAUGGGUCACUAUGUUUUGGAAUUUUUUUUUUCUGCAUUUGCAGUUAUUUAAUUUAAAUCUUUGUUCUCCAGAAUGGUAAUGAAUGAUGAAAAGGAGAGUCUUUUAUAGAAGUAGUAAAGACAAGGCUUUUGUGAUUCCCCCUGGUCAGAGUUUUGGCUCAGGUACUUUUUUCAAUAAAGAGAUCACCUCUAAAAAGAUACCUAUCAGAUAUUUUGAAUUUAACUAUAUUUUCACCAAAAGAGACUGUUAUGUUGUAAACUUAUAACAUGUCUGAAACUAUUGUAUAUAAGUCUUUACAUUGUUGGAUGAUGUGAAAGAAAUCAGCAGAGGAUGCAUUUACUUUAUUGUAGAAUGAUAAUAGGAGUGCUUUAUUUCAUUGGAAAUUAGUCUGCAUCUUUUGCUAAUUAGGAUGUGUACAGUCUGCAACAAACACAACUGUUGGUAAAAAAAUUUAAAAAAGUUUAGUAGUUUUACAGUGGGUGUGCAUGCAAUUUUAAACCCUACUUUUUCUUAUUGGCAUCAGACAUUGUGACAACUUUUAGUCUUUCCAUAACUUAGGUAAUGGUUUAUGGGAUGGAUGGAUAUUACAAACCUCCCCUCCAGAGGCUGUCAUUUCAGACUGUAAUCACUCCAUUUCUAAAGAAAUGUUUAUUGCCAUCCAGUCAGAGAUACUUGAAUUUUCCAUCUUGGGUUUGUUUGUAUUGCAUUUGCUUUUUCCAGGGUCUAGCUGAGUUUCUUGAAUGAAUUUGAGUGAAUGUGAUGAUACUCUACUGUAGAGGAGAUUACCACAGCACACCGCUAUCUCAAAAACUAUAUUGAUAACUUAAAGACAUCUAUUUAACCAAUGAUUUUUUUUUAUUAGCUUCAUUGUAACGGUCUUGUGUGCUGUCACUGUGCUAUGAGAAAAAGACAGUAGGACUGAAAUGAUUGUGUAAAUGCAGUCACAAAAGCAUUUGUGAGGGGAAAAGAAGCCUUCACCUAGUCGGCAGUGGAUCAGUAGAGAUUUGAAAAACCUGCGAGUGAAUAUGUUAAAGGGGUUUGGAUGAUGUUUUUUUUUUUCUACCUAGGUUUUUUUUUUUUUCGUUUUAAUGUAUUUUGAGCUCUUAGCUUGCAGCUUGUUGUGAGUGAUCAACACUAAUGAGGGUGUGUUAUUUAUAUUUGAAAUUUUGUUCUGGGAUGUGCAAGCUCCAUGUAAUAGGUGCCUGUUCAUUUUCAUAAUCAAUAAUAAAAGCAAAGAUUCACUUUUAUUCAA